Cylicostephanus goldi is the source of this 1409-nucleotide messenger RNA. NCBI's taxonomy places the organism in Eukaryota, Metazoa, Nematoda, Chromadorea, Rhabditida, Strongylidae. The record is from the annotation of a GenBank genome assembly.
AUGGAGAGGGCACAAGAAAAUCGCGAGAAGAAUAUCACGGAAAUCAUACGUCGCGCAAAGGACGAUGAACAAAAGGUCUUGGAAGUACAAUUCAUCAACUCUUUGCAAGGUGGAAACAUGCUGUUGGAUUUGCGGCUGAGGGACGCGGGAGUCGAAGAGCGCAAGCAAACUCUAGCGGAAGAAAGAGCUAAGAGAAUGGAAGAGAAAGCGGCAAAAGAACACGCUGCUGAGGAAAGGCGAAAACAGGCAGAAAUGGAGCGAAUUGCUCGCUUGCAAGAGCUUGCCGAGCGAAAAGAGGCACGUCAUGCUCAAAUUGCUGCUCAAAAAAAUGAACAGGAAAGACUGCGCAAUGAAAGACGCAAACAGCAGCAGGAGAAAUUGAGCGAGCUACGUUUGGCCGAUGCCGAAGAAAAUGAGUCUCUCAGGAAACGCAUUCAGGAAAAGAUUGAGUCGUCAUCCCGUCGUCAUGAGCAGACCUUAGAGGAAGUGCGGGUGCGUGCACAAGAAUUUUCGUCUCCACGACCUCCAUCUGGUUGUCGGUGGAUGUGGUCGUUUGUUGAUUGCUGUCAUUGGCCAUCUGAUCUUGCUGGAAUAACAUUCACAUGCAGUAAUUGCAGUAGCGAAAUGCCCACAGAACUCGAUGCAGUUGCUCAUGUCAUGUCAGAAAAUCAUCUUUCAAAGACCAAGCUUGAUUUACUGCAGUUAUCGACUGAUGAUCUGGAAAGAGAAUUUUGUACGCUGAGUCAGAGUACUAGCGCGGAGAGUGUUGCCGAGAAUCAGGAAGACGAAGCAGCAUUCAGGAAGAAAAGAGUGAAAGUGAAGCAAAGACUGGCCGCGAGAAACAAGAAAAUUGCUGAGUUGAAUGAAACGCCACCAUCUCCCGGCCGUCAUCCCAAAUGCCUUCGGGAUUUAAUGAAUAUCAUUGCAAAAUGUCAGAAGCCAGGCAGGCUUGAUGAUUCAACCUUGCAGAUGCUGGAUAGGUCCUUGAGUGAGGUCUCAAGGGAGGCACAGUCACAAGAGUGGUACACGGCCAACGCAACUCAGUCGUCUAACGACUCUACACUACUCAGCGACCUGGUGAAUUUGUUGAUGAAGUGGACAACGACGGGAGCUAGUAUCCGACUGCUUAGAAAAUUAUCCACGCUUAUUUGCCGAUUUUGCUCUGCUCCAUCAUUCUGUCGAUCCAUUCUCUUCACCCAUAUAAUUGUGGACUUGAUUGAUAAUAUCAUUGCUCUUCUGAAGACUGAGUGCGACUCAGACCACUCAUUAUGUCUACUCGAUGUCCUGUUGGCGGCUAUCGGUUGUGCUAAGUCCUGUGCGACAGAAUGGAAAGUCCUCAAGGUGGAUGAGCAUGAGCUAGAAGUUCGCAUCAGCAUGUUAUCCAGGUGCUUAAUUGAUUGGUUUUGAAU